Molecule: messenger RNA, 4391 nt
Organism: Calliphora vicina (urban bluebottle blowfly)
Lineage: Eukaryota; Metazoa; Arthropoda; Insecta; Diptera; Calliphoridae
Exons: 10
Coding region: 640-3729 (1029 amino acids)
Biological process (GO): proteolysis
Molecular function (GO): protein binding; serine-type endopeptidase activity
Source: RefSeq, a predicted model, not a curated record
UUGGCUUAGAGACGCACGUUGUUAACGCUUGAAAUAAAAACUCGAAAGAAAAAAAAAAACAUAAAAUUAAACGGAACAUAAACGUAAUAAAAAAUAUACACAUAAAAAUAAAACCGCAUUUUAAUAAAAACACCAAAUAAUACAAUAAUAAAAAGUGGCAAAAUAAUACAAGUUGUACUCGUUCGUUUGCUGCUCGUAUUGGCUUUCGAAAAAGAGAGCAAGACUUUAAGAAAGAGUCUGGGCUUAAAUAAGAGUCAAGCUAGUGAUUGUGAUUUUUUCGUCUUAUUGUUGUUGUGGUAGCAGUUGUUGUAGUGAUUUUUUACUACCACUUCUUGAUGUGGUUACCAUUUAAUAUGAAAUAAGAGAACAGGCAGCAGCAACAAGAAUCUAUAAAGAAAACAAAAACAACUAACUAAUCUAAUGCAAUAAAAAAUAUUGUUAGACUCAAAUAGAAAGAAAAAAAAUAAUAAAUAUUAUAUAAAAAUUCAAAAAUUCAAACCGUUAAAAUACAUGAUUUAGAUUUUAUUAAUGCUGAACUAAAACACAUACUACAAGAAUUGGCGAAAGAAUAAGCAAGAAUAAAUAAAUAAUAUUAAAUAAAUAAAUAAAUAUUUAUUUUUUCUAUCACCUCCAACGAACAUGUCGGAUAUUUACUAUUGCAGCAAGAAUAAAAAAACUAGCAGUAGUGAUGGGAAAAGUUCUGCCUCCGAUAAAUCGCCAAAAAGUCUUGUAAGUAAUAAUAACAACAACAACAACAGCAGCAGCAAUAACAAUAAUAAUAACAGCAAUAACAACAGCAGUAAUAUGAGAGACAGUAACGUUUGUGGCAAACACGCAUCAUCGAAUGGCAAAACAAAUUGGAAGGGUGCUUCCAGUAAUUCAAGUUCUCCCCGCGACUCCACCUCAAAUGGCAACUCAACACAAAGCACAGCAUCAGUUCCAAAAGUAUUUCACAAUACACGUUGUACCCGACAUCACAAAGCCCACAGUCACUCACCAAAUCGAACCAGCAAUGGCAAUGGCGUUGUAGUGGCCGAUAUACCCAGUCAUCAUUUGAAUGGGGGACACAAUCACAGUCACAUUCAUCAUUUGCCCAGUGCGGGUCAUAGGAAAAAAACCGAAUCGGUAUUGUCCACAGAUUCGGAUAUACGAUUUACACGACGAAAACUGGGUGAUAGUCAGAAAUGUGGUUGUGCGGUAAUUGCUGGAUUUCUAGUCGCUCUAUUGGUGGCUGGAGUUUUUGUUUAUGUGGGUUAUACUUAUUUCAAACCUGAACCUUUAUCGGAUCGUGUAUUUCGUGGUAAAUUCCAAAUAUUAAAUGAUAAAUGGUCCAUGGAUUUGGCGAAUCAAAACUCUUUGAGGUUUCAACAGAAAUCUAGGGAUUAUCGUGAGCGUAUUAAUCUGCUGGUACGACGUUCAGAUCUUAAGGAGGCUUAUGAUGGCAGUGAGAUAUUGGCUUUAGAUGGAUUCGAGGACACCAGCGAUAUAUUGGUACACUUCAAUAUGGUCUUUGAUCCCUAUGCGGGUUUAGUUUCAACGGCAGAUCUUUUGGCUUUAUUUGGCGAAGAAUUUAGCAGUGCUCAACCUAGAUAUUUUAAUAAUAUCACUGUGGAUCCCAGAAGUCUUAGCAUUAAAGAGGUCACUGGCCUCAUAGAAGAACCCAUUAUGUCUUCUUCUCCAUUGGGCGGUGAUGACGAGACAACGGAGUAUAUUACCACCACCCCUAAGCAGCCCAGACGCUGUGAACCUUUGAAAUUAAACUACUGUCGUUCCAUUGGCUACAACAUCACCACAUAUCCCAACUUACUGGGUCACAACUCAUUUGAGGAAGUUCAGGCUGAUGUUAUAUCAUUCAGAGAACUGGUCGAUGGUGAGUGUUUCCGUGAAGCAUUUGAUUUUGUUUGCCGUUUGAUGCAGCCACCCUGUGAGACACAUGCCAAUUUGGAACCUACAGCCGGUCCAAUAUGUCGAGAAUAUUGUGAACAAUUUAUGAAGGGUUGUGGCAGUCGUUUGCCAAUCAGAUUUCAAAAAUACUUUGACUGUGAAAGAUUUCCCGAGGCGACGGGUAUACAGUCGUGUCGUCAAAAACCUCGCUGUGCUAAUGACCUGCAGAACAAUGCUCAAAGUCCUCGUAUAUGUGAUGGUUUUGCAGAUUGUCCCGAUUUGUCUGAUGAAAGAACGUGUACGUUUUGUACCAGCAACUCACUGUACUGUGGUAGAGGCAGAGCUUGCAUACCUCGCAAGGCUCGUUGUGAUGGCAAAGCCGAUUGUCCGGAUGGUUCGGAUGAAAAAGAUUGUCUUUCUAUAGCUCCUUUGGCUGCCGAUUUAACCAAUCCAGAACCUUUGGUUCCCUAUCUGCCAAGAUUUCAUUCUGAAGGCUUUGCUGUGUUUUCCGAAAAGGGUUCUGUGGGAAAAUUAUGUGCUGAGGGUCUGGAAGGUGAUAGCAAACUAGUGGUGAGACAAACGGUGGCAGAAUCCUUAUGCAAAUCUUUGGGUUAUGAAUCGGUGGAAAUAUUUGAGGUACAAGCGGACACUGAGAAUGUAGAAGAUUAUGUGAGGGUUUUAGAUCCUCAUGCUCCGGAAAUAUCAUUUGUUCGCACUCAUUGUCCUAGACGUGAAGUGCUUUAUGUGGGCUGUGGAGAACUGCAAUGUGGCGUUCAGUCUGUACUUACAGGAAAACAACAUUUAACUUUGCCCAAAAUGUCCGCCUCAGGAGAUUGGCCCUGGUUGGCUGCCUUAUAUCGAGAAGAUGUGCACGUCUGUGAUGGUACUUUGAUUUCUCAAGACUGGGUUUUAACCACCGAAUCCUGUUUCCAGGGCCAACCACGUGCCACUUGGAUGGCUGUAUUUGGUUCGGUGCGUUUGUCCUCAAAAGCACCUUGGACUCAGCGCCGACGCAUAAUAGGCAUGAUCAAAAGUCCUGUGGAAGGCUCUACAGCAGCUCUUAUACGUCUGGAAACUUCCGUAGUUUAUUCAGAUCAUGUGCGUCCCAUUUGCCUGCCGGAUGAGUCACAACGGAAACAGGACCAACAAAUACAAAGACGUUCUUAUGUUCCCAAAGCCGAACGUCUAGAGGGCAGAGAUGCUGUCAAACGCUUAGAACACGAGACACAACAAUAUUUCGAAUCACCCAAUUUCUAUCAGGCUAGUGAAGAUAACAGCAACUCCUAUAGUUCGGAAUACGAAUCAGCCGCUUAUAAAAUGCCUCAAGCUGAGGCUUUAGUGGACGAUAUAGAGGAAUUCAAUUUAGAUUCGUAUCCUCUGCCGGAAAGUGCCCCCCAAAUGAAUUAUUAUGGCAUUAAUGCAGCAAAUGCAAAUCAGACAACCGCUCCAAGUUCAGCGGCUUCUGUGGGUAGAACUGUAGCGCCAGUGCCGACACAAUUUGAUCAAACCUGGACAAAUUGCAAUACGUUGGGUUGGUCACGUCAACGUGAUCAUCUGCAGCGUGUUCAAUUGAAAAUCGGUGAUAUGGCGGGAUGUGAAAACAUUUCCAUAGCGACGGUGAAUAGCAUGUGUACGGAGGCAACGUACCAGAAACAUGAUUGUACGCAAGAAGAAUAUGCUGGGGCUCCAGUUCAGUGUCUCAUAACUGGUACUAAUCAAUGGGCACUCGUUGGUGUCUCCUCUUGGAGAAUAGCGUGUGCUGCGUCUGGCGUUGAAAGGCCAAGAAUGUAUGAUAAGAUUACUUCGAAUGUGGCUUGGAUACGUGAAACGGUUAAUUCGUCAUAGAACCGUUAAACGGUCCUAAAUGUAAUAUACUUAACUCUAUUUAUAUACUCGUAGGUAUUUGUAUAUAAAAAACUAAUGCUUAAAGUUUAUUUUUGAUUACUGAUACGUAAAAUUUAAAAUAAAAUUUUGAAUCUAACUUAAGUUUAAGGCAUAUUUGUAUUAAUUAUUAUAUCAAAAUUUUGGUGACUUAAAUUUUUUUUAAAAAAAAAAACAGAAAAAUAUUAUUUUUUGGAAACCAAGAACCCUAAACGUAGUUUCUUCCCAUUAAACUGAAAACCCCAAAUUUGUCAAUACAACUAAAUUAUAAAUUUAAACUAUUCUUAAUUAAUAAACCAUAAUAAAACUUGAGUAUGAAUGAGUUGCAAAUAAUUUAAAACAAAUGUUAAUUUUUUUUCAAUAAUCCAUUGAAUGACUGAUUUGCGUGAAAGUGUUGAGUAGAAUGAAUGUACAAAUAAUAUUUUGUUUUUAAUUUGUAAGUAAUUUCCAAACACUAUUUAAGUAUCAUUUUGGCAAUAAUAUUAGUGUAUUUAUUAUUUAAAUUAAAAGAAGAAAGAAAGAAAACUGUUAUUUGAAGCUAACAAAAGUUAAUGUAUUUAAUUGUUUAUAUGUUUUUAAUUUUUGGUUAAUCAUUUUUAAUAAAGAUAUAAUAAAAAAUACAUAAA